AUGGCCGAUUAUCUCCUCUUCGAGAGCCCUGUGGGCUACUCGCUUUUCAAGGUCGCUAUCCAGGGUGACGCUGUUGGCAACCGCCUGAAGGAAGUCCAGGAAGGUGUAAAUGACUUGUCCAAGUUCGGCAAGAUGGUUGAUCUUGCUAGUUUCCUGCCCUUUGAAAACAACAAGAUGGCUCUUGGCGAGAUUAACGACGUUUCCGAGGGUGUCGCAUCAGAGAACCUUGUUUCGUUCCUCGAAUUGAACCUUCCCAAGCCGAGCAAGAAGAAGAAGGUUGUUCUGGGUCUUUGCGACAAGGGCCUUGCAGGAAGCAUCAAGUCUGCCUUCCCCUUUGUGGAUUGUGAGACCGGUGACACUAGUGAGGUUGUUCAGGAUCUUCUCCGUGGUAUUCGUCUGCACUUUGGCAAGCUGGUAAAGCAGCUCCGCGAGGGCGAUAUGGAUACUGCUCAGCUUGGUCUCGGUCACGCCUACUCUCGUGCCAAGGUUAAGUUCUCUGUCCAGCGUGAUGACAACCACAUCAUCCAGGCUAUUGCCAUCCUUGAUCAACUGGACAAGGCUAUCAACACUUUCUCCAUGCGUGUGCGCGAAUGGUACUCGUGGCACUUCCCCGAGCUUUACAAGAUCGUUUCCGACAACCAGCGCUAUGCUCAGCUUGCUCUCUAUGUGAAGGACAAGAGAAGCCUCAGCGAUGACAGCCUGCAUGAUAUUGCUGAGCUGGUGGAGGACGACAAGGGUAUUGCCCAGAGCAUCAUUGAUGCUGCCAAGCACAGCAUGGGCCAGGAGAUUUCCGAGUCCGAUAUGGAGAACGUCAUUGCCUUUGCCGAGCGCGUUGUCAGCCUCUCUCAAUACCGCAAGUCGCUCUACCAGUACCUGGUUUCCAAGAUGAGCGUCGUCGCUCCUAACCUUGCGGCUCUAAUUGGCGAGGUUGUUGGUGCUCGUCUGAUCUCUCACGCCGGUAGCUUGACCAACCUGUCCAAGUACCCGGCCUCCACUGUUCAGAUUCUCGGUGCCGAGAAGGCCUUGUUCCGUGCCUUGAAGACGAAGGGCAACACUCCCAAGUACGGCCUGCUGUAUCACUCCUCCUUCAUUGGCCGUGCCGGUCCCAAGAACAAGGGUCGCAUCUCUCGGUUCCUCGCGAACAAGUGUUCCAUCGCUUCUCGUAUUGAUAACUUCUCUGAGACUCCCACGACUAAGUUUGGUGAGGCUCUGAAGAACCAGGUCGAGGAACGCCUGGAGUUUUACGCCUCAGGCGCCGCUCCCACUAAGAAUGAGGUCGCUAUGAAAUCUGCCAUGGAUGCCGUCCUUGCUGGCAUUGACGUCGAUGUUGAUGACAGCGAUGAGGACAUGGAGGAUGUCGAUGUCAAGAAGGAGAAGAAAGAGAAGAAGGGAAAGAAGGACAAGAAGGAAAAGAAGGACAAGAAGGAAAAGGAGGAGAAGGAGGAGGACAAGAAGGAGAAGAAGAAGAAGCGCAAGUCCGAUGUCGCUGAGCCGGAGAAGAAGAAGCGCAAGCACGACGCUGAUGGUGAGCCGGAGAAAAAGAAGAAGAAGUCGAAGGCAUAA
Messenger RNA from Penicillium macrosclerotiorum, 1563 nucleotides. RefSeq names its product snoRNP complex protein NOP56 (gene sik1). Lineage: Eukaryota; Fungi; Ascomycota; Eurotiomycetes; Eurotiales; Aspergillaceae. The transcript has 3 exons. Gene Ontology annotation, cellular component: box C/D methylation guide snoRNP complex; small-subunit processome. Bases 1 to 1563 code for a protein of 520 amino acids. The record is from RefSeq and is a predicted model, not a curated record. Gene Ontology annotation, molecular function: snoRNA binding.